Messenger RNA from Trypanosoma theileri, 1416 nucleotides. RefSeq names its product putative GTP-binding protein. Lineage: Eukaryota; Euglenozoa; Kinetoplastea; Trypanosomatida; Trypanosomatidae. Gene Ontology annotation, cellular component: mitochondrion. Gene Ontology annotation, molecular function: magnesium ion binding; GTP binding; GTPase activity. The transcript has a single exon. The record is from RefSeq and is a predicted model, not a curated record. The coding region runs from base 1 to 1416 and encodes 471 amino acids.
AUGCUGCGGGGCUGUACGUGCUUCCUUAGCAAACGAAAUCAUCCCUUUGUGGAUGCGGUGAAAGUACUUCUCUCCAGUGGGGCCGGUGGGGAUGGGGCGAGUGUGAUGUCGCAUGAGCACGGAAAUGAAUUCGCUGGUCCUGGUGGUGGAAAUGGAGGAAAUGGCGGUAGUGUAAUGCUGCGAUGCAGUAGAAAGUAUACGGAUUUAUCCCACAUUAAAGCUAUGGGUAAUCAAAUUAGUGCCGCAGCUGGUAGUGUUGGUUAUGCACGCACCGCACAUGGUAAGAGAGGGAAAGAUUUACUGUUGGAACUUCCUGUUGGCACGGAGGUAGUGGAUGUGGACACCAAUGAAGUGGUGUAUGAUGUGGAUGAGGAUGGUGUGGAAUUGUUACUACUAGAGGGUGGUCAAGGUGGAAAAGGUAAUGCGGCCUUUGCGAAUAAAUGGCAUCACUCUCCUACAGAAUCUACACGUGGAUUACCAGGGAAUACCAUGUUGGUUCAAUUUGAAUUAAAAACUAUUGCAGAUGUUGGAUUAAUAGGAUGUCCUAAUGCUGGUAAAUCUUCUUUGCUUUCUGCCAUUAGCACAAGUAAACCAAUGAUUGCUCCAUAUGUCUUUACUACUAUGCGUCCUUAUGUUGGUAUAAUUCAUGAUUUAUAUGGAAAUACAUGUCGAGUGGCAGACUUGCCUGGACUUAUUGAAGGUGCAUAUGAAAAUAGAGGAUUAGGACAUCAAUUCCUUCGACAUGUGGAACGUACACAAUCAUUAGCGUAUGUUGUGGAUAUGAGUACAUCCUACACCCCUUCAGAUGCAACAAGAAUGCCAGAACCAUGGGAAGUUGUGGAAACAUUACAAAAAGAAUUGGAGUAUUAUCUUCCUGGCUUAAGUAAUAGGGCUAUGAUGAUAUUUGCAAAUAAGAUGGAUGUCCACACGGAUGAGAAUGGUGUACUUCUCACUCACAAACUUCAGGAAUUACAAAAGCGAGUGCAUCUCCCGGUGUUUCCCAUCUCCGCCGCACUUGGCAUUGCAUUGGGCAGUUCCCAUCCACAGGCCGCGUUAACCCCCGCAUUGAAUUUCAUGUGUGAGGAGGUCUUUCGAAAGAAGCGGCGGCAAACGGAGAUUCGCAGUGCUCAGAAGCGCACGGAGGCUUUUGUACUCGAAAAAACAUUCCGGGCGAAGCACACGGGUGUGUUUGCCCCGGCGGAGGGCCUCACAGACAACAACACCGGUGGCCUCUCACUUGUGGAUCAACAACUCGGUACGUGCGGCUGCAGUGGAUUGGGUGAUAACUUCGAUGGGUAUCAGCGAGCCACCGCCCGUGGAAAACUGCAUGAUUAUCGUGAUUUGACCAUGAAGGGAAAAUACUGGUCACUCACACGGCAAAACGGAGAGAAGGUGGGUGGCGAAAAGUGGAAGUGA